Lytechinus variegatus (green sea urchin) is the source of this 3942-nucleotide messenger RNA. Its product is annotated as protein NDRG3-like. Bases 240 to 1481 code for a protein of 413 amino acids. The transcript has 14 exons. The record is from RefSeq and is a predicted model, not a curated record. NCBI's taxonomy places the organism in Eukaryota, Metazoa, Echinodermata, Echinoidea, Temnopleuroida, Toxopneustidae. Gene Ontology annotation, cellular component: cytoplasm. Gene Ontology annotation, biological process: signal transduction.
CUGAGACAUAUUUUGACCCGGGAGUUUCGGCGAAGCUCAAUAAUAAUUUCCGCUAGCAGAUCUCGCAGCGUACUUGUACAUGUAGCAUCAACCAAGAGAACUGAGGAUUCGACGCCACCGCCUUACAAAAUAGUGAAAAAUUGACAGGAUUCUACACAGAAUCAGAGAAAAGAAUAGAGUUUGAUAACAGAGGGAAGUAUUUUCAUCUCGGGCAGCAUUUAUAAAGCACAGUGAACAGAAUGGAACUCCAGGUCCAGAAUGAACGUGAGCGAGACAAGAUGUCGUACAGCAAGCUAGAUGCAGAUGACGUGGAGAUGGAUACGGUGAACGAAUCAGAGAAGAUGGCAUACUCCAAGCUGAAGGAUGGGGUAGAUGGAGGGAAGGGUGAUGCAACAGAUGGCCACCCCAUGAGGGCCAAGAGUUUUGAUGGCUUUGAGGAUCCCAGUCAACCCCUGCUUCUCUCGGGCAACAAUACAACAGUAAAUUAUGAGCUUGACUUUGUAGAGACUGAAUGGGGAAAUAUCUUAGUUGCCAUCCAAGGUGAUCGUAACAAGCCUGCUAUUCUCACCUACCACGAUCUUGGAUUAAAUCAUGUGUCAUGUUUCCAGGGUUUCUUCAACUUUCCUGACAUGCAGCCAAUCCUAAAACACUUCUGUGUCUAUCACAUCAAUGCACCAGGCCAAGAACAAGGGGCAGCACAGCUACCAGAGAACUUUGAGUAUCCAGACAUGGACCACUUAGCAGAGACUCUUAUCAGUGUACUCAAUCACUUCAGACUUAAGAAAUUCAUUGGUUUUGGGGUUGGUGCCGGUGCGAAUAUUUUGACAAGGUUUGAGCUUGCUCACCCCGAUUAUGUAGAGGCACUCAUGUUAGUGAACUGCGUGUCAACACAGUCAACAUGGACGGAAUGGAUGCAACAAAAACUGUCGGCAUACUACCUAAGAAAGAAUGGCAUGACAAACUACACACAAGAAUACCUCCUGUGGCAUUACUUUGGCAAGAGAACAAUGGAAACACAUCACGAGCUGGUAGCGCUCUUCAGAGAAAAUCUUGCCAAGAAUGUUAACCCUUUCAAUCUCUCAUUAUUUGUCAACUCAUACAUAAGACGAACUGAUCUGAAAAUUCAGCGUGAGCUCGGUCCUACCAAGUCAAAGAAUAUUCGGAGUGUGAAAGCCCAGAGCAUGCUCAUUGUUGGGGCCAAUUCACCGCAUGUCAAUGAUUCGGUUGAGAUGAAUGGUCGUAUGGAUCCUGCACGCAGCCAAUGGUUCAAGAUGUCAGACUGUGGUGGUAUGAUCUUAGAGGAACAGCCUGCUAAGCUCGCGGAAUCCAUCAGACUCUUCUUACAGGGACUGGGAUACGUUCCUUGGGUGAAAUCUGUUAAAGGUGCGAAUCAACCGGCCAGCUCGGAGUAUGGAACCCCCAGCCCCCACAAGCAAGACCGGCGCCCCAGAACCAGUGAUGGUGUAACAGUGGUCGUCUGAGAGAGCAGAUUCAUCGGGUCAAGAAAGUCUGUCCAGCUCCGCUGUAUGGGCUGCUGACAGAUCCAUCCAACUUCAUCUCGUUUUUAUUUCUUAUUGCAACAUUACUGAUUACCUACUGUUUUAUCAGAAACACACCAUAUCAUGUUUGAAAAGUGCAGCCUUGGCUUAUGAUAUUUUGGGAGGGAGAAAAUCUUUACAAAUUAACUUGAAUAUCAUGGGAUAAAACUUUUAUAAACCUGAAUAUCAUGGGAUAAAUUCUCAGAUUUUUCCACCCAAAGUUAGCCCAAAGAUGUAAACUAAGGUGUAACUUUGUACAUCUUUGUCAGUAAAAUCUUUCCUUUAAAGAUAUGACAUUUGUAGGAUAAUUGAAUUGAGAAGUAAGUUUAUACCUUUCCCCAACUUUUUUCAGCAUGGAACAAAAUGUUUAAAAACUCGAAUAUUACCCUGUCAGAUUUAAUUGUCUUUCCAUUUGUUAAUCUCUUCUUUUUUUCAUCUUUUCAAAUAUGCCUGUACAAUCUAGUCAUAAAAUGAAUUUUAUAAUUUGAUCAUGACUUUGUUUUUGUAGUAGUGGCCAGGCCAAAUAAGCAAUUGUUGCAGCUCUCAUAUCAUUACUAUGGAAUUUAUUCUUGUUAUUUUAUAUUUUAAGCAUGUUUCAGAAGUGGAAUGCGUUUCUGUAGAUGCAAAUAAAUCUGUUUCUACCUGUUUUAUGUACCAAAUAUACAUAUAUGUUGUUUUGUAAUGUUUGUAUGAAAUUAAUGUUUGUAAGAAGUAAAAGUUUUGUAAGAUUUAUGGAAAGAUACUUUUUUGAUAGGAUGUUGUUUAUUUUUUGAAAAAUGGGAAAACAAACAUCCAACUUUGUAUUGUGCUGUUCAACAAGGUUUGCUGUCAUGUUUUUUGUUGUGAUUUAGUGUAUAGGGAAGAUUGAAACAAAUAUAUAUGCUAGCCAUAGGGGAGUGCAACAUAAUAAAGGUAAUUGUUCUGCAAAAUAAUAGAAGGGCAAAUUCCACAUCAAGAAAGAAAAAUAUUGUCACCUCACUUCAUUUUCAAAGUAGUGAUGAUCAAAGUGAGAAUAAAACCUAAAUCCUUUUAAUAAACAAAGUUUUUUUUUACCCAAAUUCAUGCCAUUAAAAUAAUUAUUGGUAUACAAAUGCACGUUUAAUUGUAUUACAUCUUUGAAAUGAGCUUUGUUUCUAUUUAGAAAAGAUGGUAUUAAAUUCUUGGUAUUGUUAUGAUGAUUUAGAUGGCACAAUUUUCUGGUAAUUCCAUUACAAAGGUUAAAUACCACAAUAUCACGAAUGUAAGAAGAAAAUUGUUGGAACGAAAGAGUUGUUGUAAUAGAAUAGACAUAUUUUCUUUACAUAAAAGGGAUGAAAAGAUACAAAACAGAGACAUGGUCUGAGAUCUUGGUCAUGAAAUUAUAUUUUCCUUAUGAAACUGCCCAGAAGUGGAAUUUGAAACCAAAGCUAUCUUGAUUUGUGAAAAUCGUGCGAGUUUUGUUUGGAAUGUAUCACAUUAUUUUGUGAAAUUGCUGGUGGUAUAAAAAAAAAAGUGUGAAAAAAGAGCUUCCCCGUGUGUGCUUGAUCAAUUCAUCCAUGUUAUUUGGAUCCAUUAUGAAAUCUGUAAAUAACCAAAUUCUCAAUCUGAAUUUCCAUGAUUAUUUGUAUAUAUUGAUUAUGGUAUGAUUUGUAUACAGAUUUGUAUACAAAAUUAUUGUAUGGGUUACAGGCAGCUUUCUUUACUUGAUAGUGCAGAUGUUCUGACUGCUUUUUUUUCAUGCUGAAUCGAAAUUGAAUUGAAUUUUUUUUUCUUCUUAUUUUUAUGUAAUUGUUUUUCAUUUGAAUCCUUUCUUCAUUUUUGCAUUUAUCAAAAAAAUUGGCAAAAAUUGUAUUCAUAUACUGCUUUGUGACCUCACAGUGUACAGUAUACCAUGUUGUAUCCAUAUAGAUCUAUUUAUCAUUCUCACGUAAACUAUGUAUUCCAUCUAUUUUCAACUUACUAUGGCGUAUAUGAGUGCAUUCCUGUAGAUACACCAUAUGAGUUGAACUACACCUAGUAUAAAAUCAAUCUAUUUAUAUAUUCACAGAAUGCCACAUAGAAUGUUACUAUACAAUAUGAAACGAAUGUAUCACAUCUGGUGCAUGUUUAUACCAGAGAGUAAUUUACUAUUGAUUAGCCAUACACUCCUUACAAUUAAUCUGUGCCGGCUGCACAGAAAUGUUGUUAGCCUAACAGAGUGCUAACAGUAAGCCCAAUCACAUAUUUCUGGUUGUGAGGUCAAAACAUUUAUUUCAAUAUGUAAGUAAUGCAUUGUUGUAACCUUAGGCAUCGCUGCCACAUUACCUAUUUUAACAGGGCGUCUAUUAGCGCAUUGUUAGAGGUAAUAACGUUUCUGUGCGGUCAGUACUGUUAUAUUACAUGAUAAAAAGAGCAACCUCUUUUGAAAAUGAAAAAUCUUUUCCCU